AUGGCUUCGUUGAACAGCUCCUUGGAGGAGUUCCUGAGCCCCCUCUCAAUCAACUCCAACGUGGUCCACGAGCUCUCGCGAGAAUUCACCGAGACCUUUAGGAGACUGUCUGCCGAGUCACUGGACCAGUUCCUACCUACGCCCAUCUCUGAUGGCGGUACUAACCUUCGAGUUGGCUUCGUGGAGCUUCUGGGCGCUGCCCAAGAACGGAAGGUCAAUGGAAGCACGCCGGACGUGAAACUCGUCAACGGGGAUAUUCACCCCGAUGACCAGGGCCCACCACGCUUGCAGCGACUCCUCGAGCGAUCCUGGCCGAUCCAGGAGCAUCUGAAGAAUGAGAAUCCCGAGAGCUUGUUUUCCUGGAUCGGCCAGAAUGUUGCCGUCGUUGUCCAGGAAGGCCUGGAUCGCUUCUCCCUGCCCCCGGAUGUCGACCUUCCCAUGGGAGUCACGUUCAGCUUUCCCAUGGUCCAGCGAUCCCUCUCCGAGGCGACGCUCAUGGCCAUGGGCAAGGGCUUCGCCAUCACGUCCGAUCUGAACCUGGGAAAGCACCUCCUGAAUGGCUACGAUAAGCAUCGGAAGCCGGACAUGCCGCGGAUCAAGAUCGCGGCCAUUGCAAACGACUCAGUCGCCACGUUGGUGUCCUUCAUCUACCAGUUCCAGGCAAAUGCCAGCCAAAAGGCGGUCAUGGGCCUGAUUGUCGGCACGGGAUGCAAUGCCACCAUCCCACUCAAACUCAGCAGCCUCCACGAGAGCAAGCGGCCCGACUCGGUCAGCGUACUCCCCGGCCAGGAAGGAGUCGAUGUCAGGAUAGCCGUGAACACGGAGUGGAGCAUCAACGGCUCCGCGGCGCCUCUACGGAAGCUGGGGCUGAUCAGCAAGUGGGACGAGCAGCUGGACGCCGCGGGGGAGAAGCCGGGAUUCCAGCCGCUGGAGUACAUGACUGCCGGAAGAUACCUGGGCGAGCUGGGCAGGAUCAUGUGCCUCGAAUACCUGACCACCGUUGUCGGGCUCCCGCCAAGGUCGUUACCGGCCAAGCUGUAUCAGAGAUUCGGCCUCACGACGACAUUUCUCAGCCAUUUCCGACCCGGUCCUGGCAAGCGGCCCAUCCUAGAGCAGCUCAGGGAAGAACUGCCUGAGGGGGACGGGCAGGCGGGUUUUCAGUGGACCGAAGAGCUAGCCGAGGCCUUGCACAGCAUUGCCCGAGCGAUAGAGAUCCGGGCGGCCGGGAUCAUCGCCGCGGCAACUGUGGCGUUGCUUGCCUGCGCCGAGGAGAUACCGGCUAAGGCGUCCGGGCCCGCCAACGGCGACACGCCGCCGAGCAGGGAGUUGGUAGCGGGCUACACCGGCGGCUGCAUCGCGUAUUUCCAGGACUACCUAGCUGACUGCCAGAGCUUCCUCGACCAGAUCUUGGACAUCGAAUUCGACGGCCAUGCUCCGGUACGUGUUCUGUUGAAGCCGUGUCAUGACGGCGGCAUUACGGGCGCGGGCAUUUUGGUGCCGGCAGCUCUGGCAAGUCAUAGCAAGCGAGACCAGGACAUCGAGGACGCUACCGAGGCCAGCGACUUGGAUCUCCUCCUCUCCCGGUCUGUCUCGUCCGGCGGACCCAUGCUCGAGCCCGAGUCAUUCGAGCAUUCGAUGCUCCGGGGGCCGCGAAAAUCCGGUCUUGGCAACCGAGGGCCCCGACGCGGCUCCAGCACCAGCAGCCAUGACUACUGCAGGGCAUCCGUCUCGAGCGCGGUAAUCUUCGAGGAAGAGGAAGGCCCCGGCCUCGAAACCCCUCGCGCGGGGAGGAGUGACGAUGACGAGAGCGAGGCACCGGACCCGGCCGACACUGCCGACGAUGCCGGGUCCAUGUCGUUGAAGACGCCAUACCUCGGCGGCGUCUCCGUGUACCGCUUCUGGCUGGUGUUUUCCGGCAUCCUGGCGACCAACUUCAUCGCCUGCUUCGACGGCACCAUCAUGGCAUCCAGCCACCCCGUAAUCACGUCCUAUUUCAACAGCAGCAACAGCGCCUCGUGGCUCUCGACGGCGUUUCUGCUGACCUCUACGAGCUUCCAGCCGCUCCUGGGUCGGUUGUCCGAUUCCCUGGGCCGGAAGCCGCCUUAUAUUAUGACCAUGACCAUAUUCCUGUUUGCAACGGUCUGGUGUGCGUUGGCACAGAGCAUGACCAGUUUCAUCCUUGCGAGGGCUCUAUGUGGGCUCGGCGCCGGUGGCAUGAUGACGCUCGGAAGCAUCAUAAUAAGUGACUUGGUCCCCAUUGAGAUUCGGGGUGCCUACCAGUCAUACCUCAACGUCACCUUCGGAAUCGGCUCGAUGCUAGGAGCGGCACUCGGGGGAGCCAUGGCAGAUCACCUGGGAUGGCGCUGGGAAUUCGGCGUCCAGGUCCCCUUCAUCUUGCUGUGCCUUGUCCUCGCAAUCUACGCCGUCCCAGGGGACCUGGGCAUAUACGACAACCGAAAAGAGGGGUUUCUAGAGGCCAUGAGAGCGUUCGAUUUCAAAGGUUCGAUCCUGAUGGCCGUGUCUGCCACGUUCCUCAUUCUCGGCCUGGUAAGGUCCCACCCAUUCGUCAUCACCUCCCUCGUGAUAUUUGCCGUCUGCUUCCCCCUUUUCCUCUACGUCGAGACUCUUGCUACCCGGCCCAUAAUGCCUCUUCACCUGGUCCGCAAGUCUCCACACAUGAACCUGAUUUUCGGAAACUUCAUCGGUGCCAUCCUCAUGAACGCUAUUCUGUUCAACAUUCCCCUCUACUUCCAGGGCGUCCUCCUCACCACCGCCACCACCUCGGGCCUCCGCCUCGUCGUCCCCUCCGCGGUAGCCUCCACCACAGGCGUGGCGACGGGCUUCCUCAUCUCCUGGACCCGCCGCCUCAAGUGGGCGCCCGUCCUCGGCGCCAGCGGCUUCCUGGCCGGCACGCUCGCCCUGUCGGGGAUGCAGCGCACGUGGCCCGAGUGGGCGUUCCUCCUGUGCCUGGUGCCCUCGUCGGCGGGCCAGGGGUUCCAGUUCCCCGGGACCUUCCUGGCGCUGCUCGCGCUGUGGGAGCAGCGCAGCCAGGCCGUCGUCACCAGCACCCUGAUCCUGUGGCGGAGCCUGGGCAUGGUCCUCGGCGUCGCCAGCAGCUCGCUGGUCCUCCAGAACGCCUUCUACCGCUACCUCGAGGCCUACGUCUCCGGCCCCGACAGGGACGCCGUCAUUGAGAGGGCGAGGGGCUCCGUCGAGGCCGUGAGGGACCUGGAGCCCGUGUACCGCGAGCAAGUGGUCAGGAGUUACGAGUCCGCCCUGGGGCUGACGUUCCUGUGCUGUGCCGUUCUGGCGGUGAUCAACUUGUUGUUAAUCGUCCCUGUCAAGCUGCCGAGGUUGGGGAGCAAGAAAUAA
Messenger RNA from Phialemonium atrogriseum, 3372 nucleotides. Its product is annotated as major facilitator superfamily domain-containing protein. The record is from RefSeq and is a predicted model, not a curated record. Gene Ontology annotation, molecular function: basic amino acid transmembrane transporter activity; D-glucose binding; hexokinase activity. Gene Ontology annotation, cellular component: fungal-type vacuole membrane. The transcript is spliced from 7 exons. Gene Ontology annotation, biological process: carbohydrate metabolic process; intracellular glucose homeostasis; transmembrane transport. Bases 1 to 3372 code for a protein of 1123 amino acids. Lineage: Eukaryota; Fungi; Ascomycota; Sordariomycetes; Cephalothecales; Cephalothecaceae.